Messenger RNA from Mercurialis annua (annual mercury), 1749 nucleotides. RefSeq lists its product as uncharacterized. The transcript is spliced from 7 exons. The record is from RefSeq and is a predicted model, not a curated record. NCBI's taxonomy places the organism in Eukaryota, Viridiplantae, Streptophyta, Magnoliopsida, Malpighiales, Euphorbiaceae. The coding region runs from base 1 to 1749 and encodes 582 amino acids.
AUGAAAGUGGCACUUAUGUGGACGAUUAAUGAUUUUCCCGCUUAUUCUAUGUUAUCUGGCUGGAGCACAUCUGGGAGACUGGCUUGCCCACACUGCAUGGAAAAUACAGAUGCUUUCACGCUUAAAGGGAGUAGAAAAAAGUCGUGGUUUAAUUGCCACAGAAAGUUCUUGCCUCGUGGUCACAUGUACCGUCGUAAUACUACUGAUUUCCAAAAAGGAAAAAGCUUAAAUAAAGUAUUCGGACAGCCGAAAACCGGAGACGAAUUGUUGGCAGAGGUGGACCGUUUGGGGUUUAUGAAGGCAUAUAAAAUUGGGGUUGAGACAAAUAAUGAGGCGAAGUCGACAGAUUAUGACCAUGCAAAAUCUAGAGAAGAGUUGAAUGACAUAUGUGAUCGGCCUGAGUUAGCAAAAGACCCGGUUACUGGGAGAUUUCCUAAGGCGAUAUGUGUCGAUACAGUCGGUCUGAAAAUGCAUGGAAUGAAAAGUCAUGACUGCCACAUUUUUAUACAAAGAUUUCUGCCAAUCGCUCUCCGUGAGCUAUUACCGAAGGAAGUGUGGGAGCCUUUAACAGAGCUGAGUAUCUUCUUUCGUGAGUUAACCUCCACGUCUCUAACAAAGAAAGAUCUAGAUCGUAUGAGGCUGGAAAUCCCAAAGAUAUUAUGCAAGCAGGAACGUAUUUUUCCGCCCAACUUUUUUGACUCCAUGGAACAUCUACCCGUACAUCUUCUGUACAUAGCUAUGAUGGCAGGUCUGGUUCAGUAUCACUGGAUGUAUCCAUUUGAAAGAUAUUUGAGAAAACUAAAAAAAAAAGUCCGCAAUAAAGGGAGGGUGGAAGGAAGCAUCAGUAAUGGAUACUUGAAUGAAGAAACCGCAAAAUUUGCAGCUUAUUACUUUUCAGAAGGUGACCCAAUGAUACCUGAGCGGCCGCAAAGGAAUGAAGUUUGUGACAUUGAAGUCGACAACGAUGUUGACAGACUAUCUAUUUUCAAGCCGCAAGGGCAAUCAGUGGGUGCUUGCCGCAAGAGAUAUCUUGAAGAUGCUGAGAUUGUUGCUGCCCGGACAUAUGUUCUGUUGAAUUGUUCAGAAAUUAAAAAUUACAGAGAGGUUUUCGAAGGCGAGUUGCGCAGAGGAAACCCUGAAAUCAGCACCUCGCAAAUUGAAGUGCAAAAUCCAACUGUCUGUACCAAUCCCUUCAUUCUUAGUCUCAUUAAAGGACCUCUUAGAUCAGUUAGAACAUUUAAGGGGUACCGUGUAAACGGAUUCAAGUUUCAGACUCAAGCGUAUGGGGAGGAACAGCUUACGAUGAAUAAUGGAGUCUGCGUGAAGGGAAUUCAAUAUGUCGACAGCGAAAAUGACUUUUAUGGAGUUCUGACACACAUAAUUGAGCUAGACUAUCCGUCGCUUUCAAUGAAGACGACUGUCUUAUUUAAAUCCGAUUGGUUCGACCCAACGCAAAAUUCUGGCACAGUGAGUAACAAAAAAUACAACAUGGUGGAUAUUAAUAACAAAAAGAGAUACAUUUGCAGGAUAAAGGCAACAUCCGAACUUGACAUGCCCGAGGGAAUUAUCCCGUCUUUUCAAGAUGUGAUAGAAGAAAAUCCUCUCAUUGUUGCAACGGACGACAAUUCGACAUAUUUGGCUGAUGAAAAUGGAGAAGCUGAAGAAGAUGCGUUGUUCGUGCCUCCGGAAGAAACAGAAUAUGAUUUUAUCGCAUCCUCAUCAGACGAAGAUGCAAUUGAAGAACUUUAG